Messenger RNA from Danaus plexippus (monarch butterfly), 4084 nucleotides. RefSeq names its product collagen alpha-1(XV) chain-like. The record is from RefSeq and is a predicted model, not a curated record. NCBI's taxonomy places the organism in Eukaryota, Metazoa, Arthropoda, Insecta, Lepidoptera, Nymphalidae. The transcript has 23 exons. The coding region runs from base 216 to 2969 and encodes 917 amino acids.
UACAAGAAAUGUGAAUAUAAAAAUUAAUAUGUGAGAAGCAAUAUUUAUGGUGAGUGAAAAUUAAAUAUAUAAGGACUUGGUUAUUUUCAUCGCGUGCAUAAAAGUGGUUAAUCACAUUAAUAACGUUAAAAAGGCAAUACAAGCUUUGGAAGUGUUUUAGUACGCGUGUGUUGAUGUGAUAAAUAAUGUUAAAAAGGCGAUAAGUGAUAGACAAAAUGGCGAUGGUGAUAUCACAGACGACUAAAGCAGCUAUUGCUGGAUGUUUAGCUCUAAUGAUAUUAGGAGCUGUUCUGGUCGUUGGUGUGGCGUUCGGUUGGUUUGAUCCCAAACGAGAAGAUGAAGACACACCUGCAAAGAUCAGUGCAAGACUUCAAGGCCGGACAUCUUUCGUCACUCACAGAGCUGUGAAUCCAGACGAAAGCAGAUUACCAGUUAUUUUACAUACAUCCUCAUAUUCUCAGAAAGGAAAUAAAUUCGAAAAUGGGUCGAGAGGAAUAGGCCCGUCCGGGAUGGACCGUAAAGACAAACGUGUAACGCUGUCGAGUCAAUGCCAAUGUACGGUAAAUGAUAUAUUUAGAAUGAUGGAGGUUGUACCUGGUUUGGUUGGACCACCUGGACCUCCAGGGCCGACUGGUGCCGAUGGCAUGACAGGUGCCCCAGGAAAAACUGGACAAAUAGGAGAAACAGGAGCUCCUGGACCUCAAGGGACAAAGGGUGACCGUGGAGAGAGGGGCGAUACAGGUCCCACCGGAAUAGAGGGCCAACCAGGACCUAAAGGAGAGCCUGGUGCUGAUGGUUCACCAGGUCUUCAGGGACCGCCGGGACCUCCAGGUCCACCUGGAUUGCCUUCAUCGCCAAUGAUGGAAUCAACAGGAUUAUACGUAGCUGGGGAUCGUGGAGUUAUGGGACCUCCCGGCGAACGAGGCCCAAUGGGUCUACCCGGGCCCCAAGGAGAAAGGGGUUACGCGGGGAAUAAAGGCGAAAAAGGAUUACAUGGGGCUAAAGGCGAUAAAGGUGAACGGGGGUACGUGGGAUUGCGGGGGCCACAUGGUGCGAAAGGGGAACGAGGGGUGCCAGGAAAAGAUGGCACACCUGGUUUGCCCGGCGCUCACGGACGCCCAGCGGAAAAGGGUGAAAAGGGUGCUCGCGGACUUCCUGGUUUACCCGGACCUUCAGUAGUCGGCAUUUCUGAAAAUUCUGUUUUAAGUGAAAUCGCACUUCCAGGAUCUCGUGACGUCAUGAAGUUGAAAGGCGAAAGAGGAGAAAGGGGCGAAAAGGGUGAAAAAGGUAGCAGAGGUAUGGAAGGCCCACAAGGUUUUCCCGGCACUGAUGGAAGGCCUGGUGAAAGAGGGGAUAUUGGCCCAUCAGGUGUCCCUGGACCUCAAGGAGUACUGGGUCCAAUUGGUCCAAAGGGAGAUAAAGGAGAUCCCGGUCCACCCGGACCUGUAGCAAUUUCAAGAGAAGAAGCUUUGAUCAUGACCAAGGGUGAAAAGGGUGAGACCGGUCCCAGGGGAAAACGGGGUCACCCCGGCGCUCCAGGCCCGAGAGGACCGCCAGGGCUUCCUGGACCCCCCGGAGUCCCUGGAAUUAAUGGACCUUCUGGUGAUAUUGGCCUGCCAGGAUGGACGGGUCCACCGGGUGUAGCGGGUCAACCAGGCCCGCCGGGACAAAAAGGUGAAAAAGGAGACUCCGGUAUAUCACCAGCCGACCUCGAAAAGGUAAAAGGUGAAAAAGGUGAACGUGGCUACGAUGGAACCUCUGGACCACCGGGUAAAGAUGGUCCUAGAGGUCCGCCUGGACCUCCAGGAACUCCAAGCACAAGUUUGCAAUAUAUUCCGGUGCCAGGCCCUCCUGGCCCCCCAGGGCCACCCGGGCCUCCUGCGGUUUUCACGAAUAAUGUUCCAAUCGACGCUUUGACAGAUAGCCCUGGGAUUAAUCGCCUUCAACCUGGCACAGGAAAACCACGAGAUCCGCUACAAAUUCUAAGAAACUUGAAUAAUUUGAUGCAGUACCGCCAAGAACAAUUUGAGCCUGGAAUUCGAGAUUCACUAGAUAGUGACGGAGAAAAUACAGAUUUCGAUGAUGAAGAAGAUGGCAGGACUCUGGUCGGCACUAUACUAUUUAAAUCAACUGAAUCAUUAUUACGGUUGGGAACAAAUACUCCUCGAGGAACAUUAGCAUACGUAUUGCAAGAGCAAGCGCUCCUUGUAAGAGUCAACAAAGGCUGGCAAUAUGUUGCAAUGGGUUCGCUUCUAAAGAUACCGAGUCCGCCGGGUAGCGGCGUUACGCUCACUCCAGUUCAAAAUAUAUUAGAAACUUCUAGUUUGGUACAUCAUAAAAACUCGGCAACAGGCGGACCUGCGCUUCGUCUGGCAACACUUAAUGAGCCUCACACAGGCGAUAUGCAUGGAGUCAGCAGCACAAACUACGAAUGUCACAGACAAGCUGAAAGAUCCGGAUUAGAUGGAACUUUCAGAGCCUUUAUUACUUCAAGGGUACAAAACAUAGAGUCCAUAGUGAAUUGGGUGGACCGUGAAAUACCAGUAGUGAAUAUCCGAGGGGACAUUCUCUUCAAUUCGUGGGGUGAAAUGUUGGAUGGGUCUGGUGCUGUAUUUGCACACGCUCCUAAAUUAUACAGCUUCAAUGGAAAAAACGUAAUGAUGGAUCCCAGUUGGCCAACAAAAGCUGUUUGGCAUGGGGCCACACCAAAUGGGGAACCGGCAAUGGAUGCGUAUUGUGACGCAUGGCACAGCAGUAGCCCGACAAAAUUCGGAUUGGCCUCUUCAUUACGCUCUAACAAGCUUUUAGAUCAAGAAACGUACCCGUGCAGCACGCGACUAAUCGUGCUCUGCAUUGAAACUACUCCGCUUAACACAGUGAGAAGAAAAAAACGUUCCAAAUAUCGGGUAUCCGACAAAACACAUUUCCUCAAAGACAUCGAAAAACGAAACGAAACUCUAAACUUAUAGAUUUUGCAUUUAAUAAAGAAAUUGUGAAGACUGUACAUAAUUGUGUGUAGAAACAGACAUUUCUAAAUAAUUAAUACAUGUGGAGCAUAACGACAAUAUGACGUUAUUUUUAACGGUUUCCAACUAUGUAAAUAAUAAAACAGAAAAUAUUGGUUAAGUCUCAGUAAUCCUUUUAAGUCAGACAUUGUAGUUGAAGUUACACUUAUGACUUCGAACGACGGACGAGACUAGGAUUCGUGAUUAUAUUUUAAGUAGUAAGAGCAAAUUGGUAGACCUACAUUUAAUAUGAAUUCAGGUCUUUACAAUUUUAAAUAAAACUGUAGAGCAGUGAUAUAACAGAAUAUAAAUUAAUACUAAAUACAUCGUUUUUAUGAACAAAUUGAGAUAUUUUCCACUAAUUAAUUAUUAUUCUAGUAAAGUGUUUUCUCUCAUGUAAAAAGGAAUAUAAUUUAAACACUUGUAAUUUCACUAUCAACACGUCAGUCAUAAUAAACCAUUGCAAUGCUAUAAAUCAUACAAAAUCGAACAAUAAUUUCCAGCAGUGAAAUGUAGCGCUUUGAUUGUCCACCAAUACCAAUAUUUUAUAAUCCUAGCUGGUUUAUGGUCGAACGCUAUUGUAAACUGCCAAAAUAACAUUGUGAAUUGUUAGUUGGGAACCGUGUUUUAUUUAUGGUCAGCCAUAAUGAAUAUUAGUCGUUUUGUAAAUAGUUGGCUUUUAAAGAUUUUUCUAUUAAAGAACCCUGUAUAGAUAGACGAUUAUAUUAUCUGGAUGUAAAUAUAUUCCUGUUAAAUAUUAGGAUUUAAGUAACUACUGCCAUUUUCGGUAGUUCAUUGUUUGUUGAUAUUUAUUUAAAAAUAUUAUAAAAUUUAUUCAAUAGACACAUAUUUAUAGUCAAUUUCGUAAAUAUUGACGAACAAAGUGACAUGUUAUAUUUCGUUGUUUAAAAUUUUGCAUAUUUAAAAUAUUAUAAAUAGUUUUAUAUACUGUGAUAAGGCAGGCUUGCAGAGGACAAUGGAUAAUGAAAACAUUUUGUUGUAUUAAAACCACAAAUAUUUGAUAAAAUGAGCAUUGCUAUCAUAUAUCAUAGAUGUCAUAUUUGGUACAUUGAAAUUUU